CCUGCGCACCAUCCACAUGUAUUCAAACCCUUUUAUAAAACAUUAUUGCACCCCGAACUGGCGUAGUCGCAAGUUUCGCGCAACCAUUUGGUGUUCCUGUCGCCAAACUGCCGAAUUAACAACGGAGCUUGGGGAUAAAUGAUGAGAACUCGUCCUCGUUCACACUUCUUUUCAGAAGGUGGCGGUAAUGUACUAAAUGUUGACGAAGAAGAAGAAGACGACGACAACGACAACCAGUGUCUUAGGAAGCUCUGUCGUGAUUUUGAUGAGAGCACCCGUAUAAUGUAUUUUACGUUAAUACCUCAUAGAUCAAUUAUGUGGACGAUAUCACUCAUUUGCUCAGUAGUGUAAACGGUAGCUGUCAGUGACUUCAAGCCAUCGGAAUCUGACUGUAACGGGUACACCACCUAGCACCCAUUUACUGGAUCUGAACAUGGGCCAAAGAAGGAAAGGAUGUGACCAGGUCCCUGCCCACUUCAAGCCUAACACUCCUCCUUCUACAACGCACACUCCUGACACACACUCUUCCAGCACACAUCGAGGUUCUGGCCAUGAGGAUUGUGUGAAGCACAGUAUCUGUAUGGUGUCUGAUUUUUUCUACCCCAACAUGGGUGGGGUUGAGAGUCAUAUCUACCAGCUCUCGCAGUGUCUAAUAGAGAAGGGCCAUAAGGUUGUCAUAGCAACACAUGCAUAUGGUGACCGCCGUGGAGUUCGCUACCUAACCAAUGGUCUCAAGGUGUAUUACCUCCCACUACAGGUGAUGUAUAACCAAUCCACAGCCACUACCUGCUUCCACAGCCUGCCUCUGCUCAGGUGUGUGUUUGUGCGUGAACGUGUGACUGUGGUGCACGCCCACAGCUCCUUCUCAGCCAUGGCUCACGAUGCUCUGUUCCAUGCCAAGACAAUGGGACUCAACACUGUCUUCACUGACCACUCACUUUUUGGAUUUGCUGAUCUCAGCUCUGUUCUGACCAAUAAGCUGCUGACUGUGUCUUUGUGUGACACCAACCACAUAGUGUGUGUGUCAUAUACCAGUAAGGAGAACACUGUGCUGAGAGCUGCACUCGACCCUGACAUUGUCUCUGUCAUCCCUAAUGCGGUUGACCCCUCUGACUUCACCCCUGAUCCAGGUCGCCGUGAUGACAGCAAGAUUACCAUUGUUGUAGUUAGCCGACUGGUCUACAGGAAAGGAAUUGAUCUGCUGGGGGGAAUCAUCCCAGAGCUGUGUGCCAAUCAUUCUGAUCUCUUCUUUAUAAUUGGUGGAGAAGGUCCUAAGAGAAUUGUUCUGGAGGAGGUUAGAGAGAAGUAUCAGCUUCAUGACAGGGUGCGUCUUUUGGGUGCUCUGGAUCAUAAGGAUGUAAGAGAUGUUCUUGUGCAAGGUCAUAUCUUCCUGAACACUUCACUGACUGAAGCCUUUUGCAUGGCAAUAGUGGAGGGUGCCAGCUGUGGCCUACAGGUGGUGAGCACUCGUGUUGGAGGUAUACCUGAGGUUCUUCCUGAUGAUUUGGUGACUCUGUGUGAGCCCACAGUUAGCUCCCUCUGUGCUGGCCUGGAGAAUGUCAUCGCGAGGCAGCGCUCAGGCAAUGUACUGUCUCCAGCAGCCAUUCACCGCCAGGUCCAAACUCUCUACACUUGGAGAAAUGUUGCUGAACGUACAGAGAAGGUAUAUGAUCAAGCAGGCAGGCAGCCUGUCUUGUCAUUGCCCGCUCGACUGCAGAGACUGCGCUCCCAUUGCGGUGCUGUGGCAGGUUCAAUCUUCUCCUUCUUUGCUGUCAUCAACUUCCUCUUCCUGCUGUUCCUGCAGUGGCUUCACCCUGAUCAGCUCAUUGAUGUUGCAAUGGAUGCAUCUGGCCCACACAGCUGCUGGAGGACAUUAAAGAAGGAAAAGCCUAAAGACCCAAAUUCUGCGGUCAUCUGAUGCUGGUAUACAUAACAAGACACUUAGAUUCUGGGCAGCUGGCAGUCCUGUAUUCAGAAAUAGUUGGGAUUAAACUUUUACUGAACAUUUCUGUUUACAUUCCAGUGAAAGGUGUCUUAAGACAUUAUAAGGAUCUUCCCUGUUACCAAAUAUGUCUAAAGAUCUGACUUGUUUGUCUAACCUCUGCUGGAGGAGAUGCACUGUGUUCACCUAUGGGAAUAUCCAUUUUUUCCUGUUGUAGCACAGGCUGUUAUUUUUCUAGGCAGUAAUGAAGGGGUGCCAUUCACUAAUAUCUUUUCAUAUCAGUGUACUGUUUACCUUAGUCAUUGCCUUUUAUUUUGUUCACUAGCUUAAGUACAUUUAAAACAUCAACAUAGUGUCUCUACUCAAAGAAAUAUAUCCUUCAUCUUGAGCUCCUGCUAUUAAUUUUGAUUUCAGCAACAUGCCUCCAAUCUCAACCUUACUUACUUCAAGCCUAUGUUGAAAUGGUCAUGUGUAUCCAGCAGCAUUAAAAGGGAAUAGCUAUUUUUUGUUGUUUUUUUUUUCCCCAAAAAUUUGCAUGUAUGUUUUGAGAUGUAUACAUGUUUUGAUGCAAUUUUUUUAUAAUGGUGGUGGUCGAAACUAAGCAUCACAAUACCUGCAAUGCAAAUAUAGCCAUUUCAUUAACCAACCAAAAUCACAAGUGGUACUAUAUGUAUAAUGUUUUUACAUGUAAUGUUGAUGUAAAAGAGUGGUAAAUCUCGGUCUGUUUUACCUUAUGUCACCCUGCAAGCACCUCUCCACCGUGAAUGGCUUUAAAAAUGUUUUAGGGCAAAACCCAAUCUAUAAACUAUCAUAAAAUAAUGGCAUGUCAUAACUUUCUGUGAGGGACUGUUUAAAGGACUAACUCUUCAGACUCUCCACCUGGUUCUUCACAAAGUUUCUCUUGAAUUGUGUUUUUUAAGCCGGAGUUUUAGUCUGAAGUCACUGUUGGAUGCUUUACCACGGAACAACUCUGGUUUAAUAGGGCUUUUAUAACUAAUUUAUUUCAAAUAGCCUCUUCUUUUGACUCCAUGUUUGCCUUGCCCAUUGUGCUAUUUUAUAAUUACAAAAUGUAUGAGAAUAUAAAUGUUUUUAUACUACUUUGAUAAAGGAAGCAUGUGCUCUGUGUUGCUGCUGAAAGUUUAAAUGAUACAGGGCUGACAGAUUAUCCCUAUUAAAAUGUACAAAACAUGG
Messenger RNA from Pygocentrus nattereri (red-bellied piranha), 3133 nucleotides. It is a transcript of the gene piga, whose product is annotated as phosphatidylinositol glycan anchor biosynthesis, class A. The coding region runs from base 434 to 1918 and encodes 494 amino acids. Gene Ontology annotation, molecular function: phosphatidylinositol N-acetylglucosaminyltransferase activity. The transcript is spliced from 7 exons. The record is from RefSeq and is a predicted model, not a curated record. NCBI's taxonomy places the organism in Eukaryota, Metazoa, Chordata, Actinopteri, Characiformes, Serrasalmidae. Gene Ontology annotation, cellular component: glycosylphosphatidylinositol-N-acetylglucosaminyltransferase (GPI-GnT) complex. Gene Ontology annotation, biological process: GPI anchor biosynthetic process.